Messenger RNA from Podarcis muralis (Common wall lizard), 2641 nucleotides. The record is from RefSeq and is a predicted model, not a curated record. Lineage: Eukaryota; Metazoa; Chordata; Lepidosauria; Squamata; Lacertidae.
UUUCUCUCUCUCACACACAGAGAUUUGUUCAGGAACUCAGUUGCUAUCGAAGAGCCGCAAACAGUAAUUAUGAUCAGUUAAGGGGUGCUAAUUAACACUUGUAGCUGAGCGGGGGAGAGAGAAAGUGAGAGAGAGAGAGAGAGAGAGAGAGAGAGAGAAGGAAAGAGAGAUCUCCAAGGACUCCGUGAUGUGCUUCUCCCUGUGGCAGCUCCCCACCUCCCCAGCAGAUGCUCUUGAGACAGGCAGGGCAAAGAGGAAUCUGGCAGGGCGGAAAUGGAGAUGAAAUGGGCAAUGCUCAGAAAGAAUGCUCUCGCUUUAUUGCUCUUGACACUCACCAGCUUCUUAACAGAUCUCAUCUCUGGCCAGUCACACACCCCUCCUCGCCAGGUGAACGGGGUCCUGGGAGGUUCGGUGGCCCUCUCUGUGAACAUUGGUCCACAGGCCAAGUUGAAGGAGAUCGAGUGGAGCUACCGGGCUGGAUCUGGCCCAGCGCUGCUGGUGGCUUUGUUUCGGGAUGGGAAAUUCGAACGGCCUGAUCCUGGUGACCGGUUUAAGCAGAGGAUAGAAAUGUACAAUGAGACGCUCAGAAUCAAGGCAUUGGAGCUGAAUGACAGCGGUGUCUUUGGGGCUCGAGUGAAGUUAUUCCCAGCUAUCGUUGAGGAUCAGAUCUUCCGCCUCAUGGUCUAUGAACCUGUCUCUACUCCGCGGAUACAGAGCCAGCUGGUCUCCAGCACGUCCAAGUGGUGCAAUGUGACGCUCCAGUGUCUCUCUCCGGGAAAGGAACAGGUCAACGUCACUUGGAGGAAAGGAAACCCGAUCCGGGAUCUGGGGAGCUCCGACAGAUACCAGGUCUCCCCUGACGGCAAGACUCUCCGCCUCUCGCUGCUGCCUGCCUCCCUGAACACCACCUAUUCCUGCACGGCCAGCAACCCCAUCGAGCACAAGAUCGUGUCCUUUGACUUGCAAAGGAUCUGCCAGAGUGGAGCCGAGGCGUCUUUCUCCAAGUCAGGCUACGUCGUCCUGACCUUCGUCCUGCUAGUGCUGAGUCUUGGGGCUGCCUUCUGGUGCUGGAGGAUCAAUAAUGAAAAAUCAGCAGAAGCUGUUACCAUUCCAACUGUGCAAGUGGAGGAGAGCCCAUCUGACCCCCAGUAUGCAGAGAUCCUUCGGAGGAGCCCCCCAGAAGGUAACAAUAAGUCCCUAGGUCUCCGGGAAAAUAAUGCAGAGAGAAGCCCCCAGAAAGAACGGCUUGUCACCACUAUUUACGACCAGAUCCGAAGGACCCCGGACAAUUCUUCUGAAGAAGUCACAUAGGCCUGCAGGAUCCAGCAAGAGGGAUUUUGUCAAGAAACAUCACCUUUGCAGGGGCCAAAAACCAAAUGAUGUGCCAAACCCUCUGAGCACCACUUGGGACUUGCCAAGGCUACGUUUUGUUUUUGUUUUUUGGCACAGAAGAGAAGAGAAUAUUUCACAGGCAAAAUUCUCUUUCUUUCCUUUUAUUGUGAAACCUUAUUUUCUGCUACAAGUCCUCACUCCAAAUUUACUAGAAGUCCUCGCUCUGAAAUGGCCGGAAAGCCCUCACUCCAAAGUGGCUUGAGAAUAUCUUGCUGAAGCUGAACCCUGGAAGGGAGAAUGAUCCAAGGCUUUCUAAACUAUGGAGCAAACUAUUCUCCAAAAGAUCAGUCCAUACAAUGGAGUUUUCCGCCAUCCUCAAAAGACAGCAAAGAGGGAUGUGGAGUCUUGAGAUAUCCACCCAGGGAAAAAUUGGGCAGAUUGGCAGAGACUGAAAGAAUGCCCACCACUCUUCUCCUGAAAUGGAAGCCAUUGUGGGCAGCAGCAACAUGUAACCAGAACCAUUCUAAGAUGCAAUUACAUGGCUAAAAGGAAGACUCUGCUCUUGGAAUGGACAAGAUGUCAAUAAAUAAAUAUUCAGACUUACGUCCCAUAAAUGUUUUAGUAAGCCCAUCCAUGGCUGUUUUUAAGAAAGAGAGAGACCGUCUAUGAAUGGAUGCGACCUCAUGCUCAGGAUAGCAUCUGACAUCCAACUGCUAGACCUGAAUCUCUCCUUAGGUGUCACAAUAGACUUCCCUUUGGGCUGCUCUGCGUAAGAGGGCAGUGGACUCUUGACUGUGCUAGCAAUCCUGACCUUGUGCUCACGAUGUAUCAAAGUAAAUAUGAAAGCUAAACUAGCACUCCUAUGUUCCAGUUUUAAACAAAACUAAAGGAAGGUGAUGCUGCCACUGAUUGAUCAUCCUGAAUGAUGCAAUUCAUGAACUGGGACUGGAAUGAAGAUGGGUUUCUGCUUAUGGGAAAGGGAUACAACAGGGUAUGUUUCCACAUCAACACGGUGAAGGAAAGAGUCCUAGCUCAGGGACAGAACACCUGCUUUGCAUGCAGAAUGCCCCAGGUUAAACCCACAAUAGCAUCUCCAAGUAGACCUCGGAAUGUCCCCUCCCUGAAUCCCAGGAGAGCUGCUUCCAGCCAGUGUAGACAGUCCUCAGCUAGAAGGACCAAUGGUCUGACUCAGCAGUUUGCAGCACUUGGGCAAAGCCAUGUCUCAGUGGUAGAACACCUGCUUCACAUGUAGAAGGUCCCAGCUUCAACACCUGAAUGCAUCUCCAGGUAGGGCUGGGGGGAAAGACCC